AUGAAGGCCCACUUGGAAGCUGUGGGGUUGUUUGAUCGACUACCAAAGAGCUUGAAGAUCUCCAACUCCAGUCUGCAGUGCUCUCCUCCAUAUGUGUAUCAACUCCAUUUACAGUAUCAUCACGCCAUACUACUGCUCCAUCGACCAUUCUUCCAACUCCUCAACCCUGGCAAGAACUCCAUCUUUUAUGACCCCGAAGGUCGAGACAUCCACUCGCAGUCAGUCAAAAACUCCGCCCAAUGCAUGCCCAUCUCAGCAGUCCACCCCGCCUUCACAGCAUCCAUAAUCCAUCUCCUCCACAUCAAAUCCUCCGGCGACAUUGGAAGGACCGAAGCCAUGCGAUGUCUUAGUAUCUGCAUCGUAUCCCUGUACGAGAUGAACGUCAGCUGGAACUGGGCUAAUCGCUCUAUCCGGGCUGUUCAGUCGCUUGCUGCGGAGUGGGAGAUUGAUAUUUGGGCUCAUGGCCUAGCGCAGGAAAUCACAGAGGAGAGUAGGCUGCAGUUUGAGCGGUAUGAGACGGACGACUUGCCGGUUGCGCGGGUGGAGGAUGUUGGGACUGCGCAGGGAAUUUCUCUUGAUGAUAUUUUUGAGUCUUGGGCGUAUGGGCAGUGUUUUGGAGAAUCGUCUCUUAAUUUCUUUCAUUGA
Messenger RNA from Fusarium graminearum PH-1, 645 nucleotides. RefSeq lists its product as uncharacterized. NCBI's taxonomy places the organism in Eukaryota, Fungi, Ascomycota, Sordariomycetes, Hypocreales, Nectriaceae. The transcript has 3 exons. The record is from RefSeq and is a predicted model, not a curated record. The coding region runs from base 1 to 645 and encodes 214 amino acids.